AUGAACGAAGGAGAAGACAAAAAAAGAAAAAUAUGCGAAAACGGGGUUACAAUUGAGGGCGGCGCCUUCUACAAUCCGGCACAGAUGUUCAACCGGGCGCUUACCAUAAAAAUCAUAAAUCAGUUUAUCCAGGAAGGGCAGCGGCCAGGCGUGGUGCUUCUGGAGUGCAUGUCAGCAACUGGGCUCCGGGGAAUCCGGUACGUAAAAGAAAUAUCCGGGGAAAACACAAUUGUGAUGAACGACAUAUCGGAAAGGGCCUGCGAAAGCAUAGUGUCGAACUGCCUGCAGAAUGGGGUGCCUGCAGAGCUCAAUAGGGUGGUCUCGUCCGGGAGAAGCUCGGUUGAGGUGCGCAAUGAAGACUGCAGAGUGCUUAUGCUGAGCAGAAAGAGGGCGUUUGACGUGAUAGACGUAGACCCGUUUGGAACGUGUGCGCCGUACAUAGAGACGGCGAUUGAGGGGCUUGCAGAGAACGGGCUCCUGUGCGUUACGUCCACAGACUCGAAGGUCCUUUGCGACAAGCCCCCCGAGUCGUGCUACAAGUACUACGGAUCGGUCUCCAUGAACAACUCGCACGCCCACGAGACGGCGGUGCGAAUAGUCUUGUCGUACAUAUCGAGAACUGCGGCCAAGCUAGGGCGGCGCAUAACUCCCCUGGUCAGCCUGUCCAUGGACUUCUUCAUUCGGGUCUUUGUUCAGGUGUCGUACGACAAAAAAGGCUCAACGGAAACCCUGCUGAAAAACCAGAACUACUUUAUAUGCGCAUGCAUGAACAAGAAGGAGCAGCCAAUCCUGCAGAAAGAGCCGAAUAGGGAGGUGUACAAGCACGUGAAGGCCCCUGCCUCCACCACGUGCAGGAUGUGCCAGCGAACUUUCAGCAUGUACGGGCCCAUUUGGAGCGGGCCUCUUCACAGCAGAAAGUUCCUGGACGGAGUCAUUGCCGGAAUAGACCGUGCGGACAUAUCCAGCAAGACGGGCGGUGUCAAAGAAACAGCGUACACUGAGCCGCAAAUCAACCGGAGGAUACACGGAAUGCUUUCCAUGGCCAGGGACGAGCUAGACAGCGUGUUCUACUACUCGAUUCCGACAGUCGCGUCAAUACUCUCGUUUCCUGUGCCGCCGUUCCCCAUGCUCAUUUCAUUCCUGCACGCAAACGGCCUUGCGGUCUCUCUAACGCACUGCAAGCCCAACGCCAUAAAAGUCGACGGAGCAGUUGAGUACGUCUACCUCUCCGUGAUUUUGUACUACAAGAACAUUCGCCCAAGCGUAUACGCAGUUUACGAGGACAGGCUGCAGGGAAGGCGCGCCGAUGUAGAGAAGAACACGCACAAUCUGAUGGUGUAUCUGGAAGAGUUUGCCCAGAAAAACAGCGUGCAGGAGGUUUUUGAGGUUGACGAAAAGGCUUCCGAGCUUACCUCCAAAAAGUACCUGAAAUUCCAGGACAAGAGCGGGCUUGGGUGGGGGCCCAUGAAAAGAUGA
Molecule: messenger RNA, 1476 nt
Organism: Nematocida major
Lineage: Eukaryota; Fungi; Microsporidia
Product: tRNA (guanine26-N2/guanine27-N2)-dimethyltransferase
Exons: 1
Coding region: 1-1476 (491 amino acids)
Biological process (GO): tRNA N2-guanine methylation
Cellular component (GO): nucleus
Molecular function (GO): RNA binding
Source: RefSeq, a predicted model, not a curated record